Molecule: messenger RNA, 412 nt
Organism: Staurois parvus
Lineage: Eukaryota; Metazoa; Chordata; Amphibia; Anura; Ranidae
Source: the annotation of a GenBank genome assembly
UAUGGACAGUCCUGAGGCACCCUUUAUAAUUAUGGACAGUCUUCAGGCACCCUUUAUAAUUAUGGACAGUCUUCAGGCACCCUUUAUAAUUAUGGACAGUCUUCAGGCACCCUUUAUAAUUAUGGACAGUCUUGAGGCACCCUUUUUAAUUAUGGACAGUCUUGAGGCACCCUUUUUAAUUAUGGACAGUCUUGAGGCACCCUUUAUAAUUAUGGAGAGUCUUGAGGCACCCCAUUCUAAAAUGAAAUACACUUUUGCACACUGGUACUGACUAGUAUUCCAAUGUUUCUCUUCUCCCUCAGCUUUUAUCCAUCACUGAGCUAAUGUGACCCCAGCACUGAUGGAGAAGGGCAGGGGAGGGUCAAACCAGGAUGCUGUGCAGGCAGCUGACAUCCUCCUUAUCAACUGAUGG